UAAUAUCUUUGCUCUAUAUCAUCCUUCUACGGUAGUAUGUACGCCUUUUAUGUCUAUUCUCCAUGCUGUAAUACCUGUCACAACAUAUUACAAGACAAGAGUCGCUAAAGUUUGUUUAUCGAGUUUAUUCAUCACACAUUGUAUGCCGUUACAUAUAUAGUGUGGUAUUUUAAUGAAUGUUACAUUACACCGUAAUAUUAGGAGAAAAAUGGAACAGCUAGAAAAAUCCCAGAUAAUUUGUCACAUCGAGAAAUCUGUAGACUAUUCCUUGUUUGAUGCAAAGUGGAUUCCUUGUAGUACUAAAUUUGUUGUUAUGGGAUCAAAACCUCGUGGUACCGGUAUCAUACAAGUUUUCGAAAUUUCUAAUGGUGAAUUAAAUCUCAUCAAAAACAUAGAAGGCCCAAACGCUAUUAAAUGUGGAACAUUUAAAGUUAGCAGUCUUCGAGAUCGGCAUUUGUCAACUGCAGAUUUCAGGGGAAAGCUGAACAUUUACGAUUUGGAAAAUCCAGCAUUGCCAAUCUGUAGAAUCAAUGCUCACACGGAAAUUAUUAACUCUAUCGAUGGAAUAGGAGGACAAAACGUUGGUUGUGGUGCCCCUGAAUUAGUAACUGGAUCUAGAGAUGGUUCCGUCAAGGUUUGGGAUCCUCGUCAAAAUGAUCAACCCGUAGCUGUUAUGGAACCAAAACAGGGUGAAACUCGCAGGGACUGUUGGACUGUAGCCUUCGGGAAUUCAUAUAAUUCUGAGGAAAGAAUCGUUGUUUCUGGUUAUGAUAACGGAGAUAUUAAGAUGUUUGACCUGAAAGCGAUGUCGUUGCGAUGGGAGAGUAACGUAAAAAAUGGCGUGUGUAGUCUUGAAUUUGACAGAAACGAUAAUCUGAUGAAUAAACUCGUUGCCACAACGCUGGAAUCAAAGUUCUAUGUGUUUGAUUUGAGAACGCAACAUUCAAAAAAGGGAUUCGCUCAUCUUUGCCAAAAGGCUCACAAAUCAACUGUAUGGCUGGUUCGACAUUUACCACAAAAUAGAGAUGUAUUCGCAACCUGCGGAGGAGGUGGUUCCAUUUGUUUAUGGAAAUACAAUUAUCCAGAUAAAAGGAGAGAAACGGGUCCAGGUGGUAUGGAUCAUGGAGUUCCUGGAAUAGUGAAAUGUUUACAGAAUUCCACUUUAUCGUCGCAGCCCUUCAGCGCUCUCGAUUGGAGUCCCGAUAAGCAGGGAUUAGCUGUUUGCACUUCUUUUGAUCAAUGUCUCCGAAUAUUAAUUACAACAAAGUUGGAUCUCUACUGAUGUAUCAAUUGUAUACAAUGAUAUAAAAAUAAGAAAGAAAUCAUUCACCCGA
This is a messenger RNA of Belonocnema kinseyi, 1334 nucleotides long. It is a transcript of the gene Wdr92, whose product is annotated as WD repeat-containing protein 92. NCBI's taxonomy places the organism in Eukaryota, Metazoa, Arthropoda, Insecta, Hymenoptera, Cynipidae. Bases 173 to 1282 code for a protein of 369 amino acids. The transcript is spliced from 4 exons. The record is from RefSeq and is a predicted model, not a curated record. Gene Ontology annotation, molecular function: ubiquitin binding.